Bombyx mori (domestic silkworm) is the source of this 1549-nucleotide messenger RNA. RefSeq names its product alaserpin. Gene Ontology annotation, molecular function: serine-type endopeptidase inhibitor activity. The transcript has 9 exons. NCBI's taxonomy places the organism in Eukaryota, Metazoa, Arthropoda, Insecta, Lepidoptera, Bombycidae. Bases 232 to 1464 code for a protein of 410 amino acids. The record is from RefSeq and is a predicted model, not a curated record.
GCACGACUUCAAGUGCAACUAGUACUACUCAUAUUGCAACACGUCUGACACACUUAUGACAAUUUUUACUAACCGUAUCGGCCAUUAAUCAGUUUCAGCGUCAUACACCUUAAAAUAGAUUCACUUUUUAGAAAUCUAUUAAACGGAUUUACGUAGCAUUACUAUAUAUAUCGAUUAGAUAAAAAAAAAAUUGUGUAAAAUAAAGUAGGUAUAAAUAUAUUUAUGUUCUAAAUGCAUCUGACAUCGGGUAGAACACCAGCCAUGCUGCGGGUAAUACUUGCUUGCGGUUACUUCUUGUAUUAUUUGCCGCUCUCUGAAAGUGUCCGUGAUAUCGACGCUGAGAAUCGCCUUGCCUUCGAGAGCAACAAAAUAACUGGGGAGACUUUAUACGAAGGUGCUAAGAGAAACCCUGGCCAGAUUUAUACGACGGCGAUAUUUCCACUGUUGGCGACAACGGCCCAGCUAGCUCUCUUCUCUGAAGGAAAGACUUAUGAGAACCUGCUUAGCUUUCUUAAUCUGAAAGAUAAAAAUGAGAUUCGGACUAUUUUUCCUACGUUUAUUGAGAUUUUAUUUAACAAAGAUCGUAUCGGUUCGCCGACUUUAAAUCUAAAUAUGUACAGUGAUACGAGCAACAGGUUAAGUCCAGCUUUCAUAGAUACCUACAACAAAACCUUUGGUGGUAAGGCUAGGACUGUGGACUACAGUGACACCGUUAAAGCUGCCAAUGAGAUCAAUGAUGAGGUUGAAAAUGAAGGAGAGUUCAAUAAUAUAAUCUCCAGUAAAAUGAUAAAGGAAGGAGGCGGUCUUAGUUUUAUAAGCAGCUACGUGUUGACUAUCAUGUACAGCGACAAAUUCAAAUUCAUAAACGAGAAAACAAUAAACUUCAAAUCUGGUAACAAGGUGAUAAAUAUUCCAGGAAUUACCGGGGAAGGUGUAGUGAAAUAUGCCGACAUAAAGUCUAUUGAUGCCAAGACCAUAGAAUUGGAAGGUAAAGAUGGACUAUACUCGUAUAUCAUGGUCCUUCCAAACAAACAUGAUGGACUUCUGGAAGUACUAGAAAAGCUCUGUGAUUCUACAGCUUUCCAAGAAAUUCUUGAUCGUGGCGAGGAAGUAUGCGCAAAAUUAUCCAUCCCAGCCGGAGACUUGAUUGCCAAAUGUGACUUAGAAAAGACAGCUAAAGAAUCAAAUUUAUUAAGAGAUAUAUUCGAAGAGGGGAGACUCGAACUCCAAGGUGUGAGUCAUAAAUAUAAUAAUACAUACGUUUCGUCAAUCCUACAUGAAGUUCAUUUGAAGCCAGGUCCGAUCAUUUACGAUGAGCCCAGAGAAUUAUGUUCUAUGCCUCAAAUAGAACUGGAGAUGAACCGUCCUCAUUUGUUCUACGUGACUUUCACACAGAAGGUUGGCCCGAUCCGUACCCCAAUAGUCGGUGUAGUGUUUGACAUCACGGGUACAACAAGCAACUAGCUCGACCAAUUCUCACCUCGCAUCUUCAGUUUCCACAUAAUAUUAAUUCUUUCAAUAAAAUUUUCAGUCUUUUCUUUCUCAUUAA